This is a messenger RNA of Cylindrotheca closterium, 1107 nucleotides long. The record is from the annotation of a GenBank genome assembly. NCBI's taxonomy places the organism in Eukaryota, Bacillariophyta, Bacillariophyceae, Bacillariales, Bacillariaceae.
AUGACAAGCUCACACUGGAUUUGUCGGUUGACACUGGCUGAUGGUCGGUCUGUGGACUGCUAUAUUAAGGCUGCGGAAGCGGGCUACCGGCAUUUCCGCCUUCCCCAACGCUUGACCCAAUUAGCGGAGGAUAUUUUGGUCCAGGACGGUUACCUUACGUCAAAUCAACAAGCUCGAUUCAACACCAUUCAUCGUCAGGGCAAUGAGAUCCGCCGAAAGGCUGAGCGCAACUACCGGAAACUGUCGAUGGGUAAGGUUCACUGGUCACCACAAAUGCAGCAGAAAUGGGAUAGGCUGCACCUUUACCAGCUCCUGAUCUUGGGCCAUAAACAGGUCAGAACUAGUUCACGGAAGGUCAGGCGUUUGUUGAAGAAGAUUGGGCUGACCGAUGCAUGGAAAUUAUCAGAAGCUGACCUACAGGCAAAGUGGUACCUUGAACAUCAAGCCUACAAAGAGGCCAAGCGGAAGCGUGCCCAUCAGUGGCGUCUUGAAUAUCUGGAGAUCCGAUUGGCAGCGGUCCGGAGAACAAAGAAGGGCAACAUCAAAGCUCGCAUCAGACGGACUCGAGUCCAGCAGAUGGCACAAAAAGAAGAGACCCGACGGCAACGGAAAGCUCAAGGCAAAGGCUUCUCUGGCGGCCUCCAGCAGAUCAAAGUGGCCCAGGUGGCACAGGAUGGUACCUCCCAUUGGGUAACAUGCCAGUCUAAAUGUAUUGUAGAAGAAGGCUGCAUGCAAGAGAACCGGCUCCAGUAUGACCAGACCCGCUACCCCUACCCCACUCCACCCAUGACUGCACCUUUGUACUCCGACUUCAAUGGCCCCAAUGCCAAAAGGAACAGCCAAGCGCUGCUCCGGGGUCUCUAUGAUGCCGAGACAGCGGAUCCUUACCUGAUGUCAUUCCUGGACCAUUGCCGACGAGCCACUGGAAGUGGACCUGGAGGACAUGUUAGCUUCUGGCGUAAGAUGGGGGAACACAAAGGUUCAGAGCCACACGGCUUGCAUAAUGGCCAUUUCAAAGUGGGAGUAGCAUCCAACUUGCUGGCCUGCUGCGACACGCUCUUUUGCUCCAUCCCUUUUGCUACAGGAUUUGUCCCAGUCCAGUGGUGA